Messenger RNA from Saccharomyces paradoxus, 2886 nucleotides. It is a transcript of the gene BIR1, whose product is annotated as survivin. The transcript has a single exon. Lineage: Eukaryota; Fungi; Ascomycota; Saccharomycetes; Saccharomycetales; Saccharomycetaceae. Bases 1 to 2886 code for a protein of 961 amino acids. The record is from RefSeq and is a predicted model, not a curated record.
AUGAAUGGUCAAAUAGAUAAAAAGGAGAAACGAUAUAGUAUGACCAAGCUGGAAGAUAGGUUUAGAACUUUCCAAGAUGGUGUGGCACUUGAAAAAAAGAAGUUAAAAUGGAGUUUUAAAGUGAUUCCGUAUCAGGCAAUGGCCAAGCUUGGAUUUUACUUUGAUCCAGUGAUCGAUCCUAAAACAUCCAAACUUAAGAAGGACUCUGUAGGAUGUUGUUAUUGCCAUCGUCGAACAUUCAAUGUGAGAGAUUGCCGAUCCAAAAGAAAAGACGUUAUUGAGACGCUGAGCAAUAUAAUGAGGAAACAUUUGACUGAUCCAGAUAACAAGCAAGUAUGCCUUCUCAUCUACUUGCGUAAUAAGCUAUUAACAGAUUAUAGCUUCCAUAUGGGUGUCUCGGACUGGAAAAACGACAAGUACUUUAGUGAUCCAGAUAAUGAAGAUGUAGUGAGCCUAAGAAAAUUUACUUUUGAGGAUAACUGGCCUCACGAUGAUUCUCAAAACGAACAUCCGUUAGGUAUAGAAAAGAUGGUGAAUGCAGGACUUAUACGCUAUGACUCUAGUAUAGAGGGCUUAAGCAACCCCAAUAUGGAUAAAACGCUCAUGAAUGACGCCUGUUAUUGUAUUUAUUGCAAACAGUUGUUGCAAGGCUGGUCAGUAAAUGAUGAUCCGAUGAGGCGACAUUAUAAGGUUUCCCAAAAUGGAAAUUGUCAUUUCUUUCAAACAUGCAACAGAUUUGAAGGGGUAAGGAAUGACAAUGGUAGUACUGGCAUUUCUAAUGCUAUCGGCGAAGAUUGUGAGGUCUCCCUCACACAAGAGGAAAAGAGAGAAGGAGAAGUGAUUGACGUGAAAAGCACUUCUCAAAGCCAGUAUUCUUUGUUUGACUCACCUUCAUCGAAUUCUACUCCUCAAAUUAAUGAUGAUGAUGAUGAACAAACAAAUAACUCUGUUAUUCAACAUAACAUGAGUGUACUUAAUGGAACAAAAGCUGAAAAUGGAAAACAGAAUAUUGUGGAAGAAAAAGGUCAAAUCAACUCGAAGAAUUGGGGCAUUACAUUAGAUGGGGGCGAUAUAAAUUGUGACAUUGCAGUUGAUAAGAAAGACAUUAUUUCCACGCCAACUGCAAUAGAAGCUAAACGUUCAAAUGUUCAGCUGACGCAAUUAUCAUCUCCUAUACGAAAGAAAAGAAAGUUCAAAAGAAUAUCGCCCAGAAAAAUCUUUGAUGAGGAAGAUAGCCAAAACUCCCUCAGUAAUAAUACCGUUAGUGCAGACAACAAAGAUAAGGAUCUGGUUAUAGAUUUUACAAGCCAUAUCAUAAAAAACAGAGAUGUGGGGAGAAAGAAUGCUAUUUUAGAUGACAGCACAGAUGAAUUCAGCUUUAGUAACCAAGGACAUAGUACUUUUGACAUACCUAUACCGACUUCAUCACAUUUACUCAAGGGCAUAGAUUCAGAUAAUAACAAUGUUAUACAAGAAGAUAAUAUUGGCGAAAGGACAGAUACAAAAGGAGCGUUUUUUGAAGGCGAAAAUUCUCCUGUUAAUUCAGAAGCAGAUGUAUAUUUCAGUGGUAUGAAACCCAUCGGUAGGGACAACAAUACUAAUAUUCUUAUAAGAACGCAAACUGUAGGUCAGAAAGUGGGUGAUGUCGAUACAGAUAAGGUCCCCUAUAGUGGAUCUCCAGAGCUGUCAGAGACACAUGAGUUAAUCGAAGACAACUCUGGGAAGGAAGAAAAACGAAUCGGGGAUUUCCGACAUCAAAAUGAGUCAAAUAUACGGCAACCUUCGGAUAUGUUACAUUCUGAUAAAUUGAGUGGUAAUUCCAGUAAUAUUACUGUACCGCCAAAAGGGGAACGAAACAUAAGCGAUGGCGAAACAUCCAAUAUUUCCGCUGAUGUUCUUCCUAGACCAAAGAAGAACUCAGAAGAACCACGAAGGCUAUCAUUAAGUGGAAAAGCUGUUUCAACGCAAAGAAAAUUGGAUAAUAUCAAUAUAAAUCUAAGUUUUUCAUCAUCAGAUUUUUCACCAUCAUCACAAUCUGAGCAUACAUCAAAAAGUUCAAGCGCUAUUUCAACGCCGAUAGAAAGCCCUAAAAUUAAUCUCACACCCAGCUUACAUGCAGUUGAAGAGAUUUCAGGCCUUAAAAAAGAUAAGAUCAAUGAUACGUACUUGAUCAAUAAGCAGGAAACUAUCAAAGCACCGGAAUAUGUGUCUGUGAAGAAUGAAACUUCAGGUGAUGAAGGUUUAUUUUUUGAGACUGGGACGCCGAUCGCAUCUCAAGAAAACAAGUCAAGAAAGUUAUUUGAUGAAGAGUUUUCGGGGAGGGGAUUAGAUAUACCUAUUGAUUCAUCAACUGUAGAAAUCAAAAAGGUCCUUAAGCCUGGAUUUGAGCCAGUUCCACCGGUCGCGGAUAAUUUGGCGCCUAAUACGGACUUACGUCCCGAGCAUUCACGUUUAAAAGAACAACAAAAGGAGAUAAACUCAAAUUUAGUUAUUGGUUCUAAAAAAGUUAGUUCAUCGAAUGAGGACAACAGGAAAAAAGAGGCAGAUACAGGAGAAUGGUUUAAAAUUGAUGAAAAUAGGCUGCUUGUAAAAAAUUACUUUCAUGAUUUGUUAAAAUAUAUAAACAAUAAUGACGCUACGCUAGCUAAUGACAAAGAUGGUGAUCUCGCUUUUUUGAUUAAGCAAAUGCCCAGUGAAGAGUUGGAUAUGACGUUUAGUAACUGGGUGAAUGUGAAAGUGAAAUCUAUCAAACGUGAAUUUAUAGAUGACUGUGAUAAGAAGUUGGACAUAUUGAGAAAAAAUUAUUAUACUGCCACAAAUUUUGUUGAAACUUUGGAAGAUGAUGAUCAAUUGAUCAAUAUUGCUAAGGAAAUGGGCAUUUUAUAG